AUAUUGUAGCCGACAUUGUGUAAUACGCCUGCCAUGAACGUUUACAUAUAACCAGACUUCUGCUCUAGUGAUUUGUUGAACAUAUCAUACGUCACUCUCUCAAAGAUCGGAACCGGAGGUGGUCAUUGGAAAUAUUGCACCACGUUAGGUGUACCCAACCAUGGAGUCAACGGAUAAGAACGAAGCUAUAAAGCUCUUUGUGGGGAACCUGGCUUUGGACACCUCUCAGGAGGACCUGACACAGCUCUUUGGGCCAUAUGGACAGGUGGUCACCUGCAGUGUACUCCGGCAGUUUGCCUUCAUCCAUCUCCAGGGAGAUGGUGCUGCUGAUCUAGCCAUAAGGGAACUGAAUGGACGGGAGUUCCGUGGCCGCAACCUGGUGGUUGAAGAGUCCCGCGGAAGGCCCAUGCAUUCCACCAAGGUCUUUGUGGGGAAUCUCAGUGCCAUGUGUUCUGCUGAGGACCUGCAAGAGCUCUUUCAGACCUUUGGGAAAGUUCUGGAGUGUGAUAAGGUCAAAGCGAGGCUCUCCUCCUCUGCGGGGUAUGCCUUUGUACACAUGGAGCGGAAGGAGGAUGCAGUGCAGGCUAUUGAGGCUCUCCAUGGGACCACCUUCAAAGGCCGACCGCUCUCUGUGGAGCUCUCCAAUGUGCAGCCCAGUAAUCCCACCACGACUACAGCAAAGGCCCCCAUCAUGAGUCACUAUGCCACUGAAAGCCCCUCCAUCAACCCUCAUAUGGAGCACCACCAGAGUCAGGCUGCUGUACUGGCUGCUGCCGUUGCUGCAGCUGCAGGUCUGCCUCUUCAGGUGCAGCAGAGCUUGCACAACUCUGUCUACAACACAACGAGCUUUGAUCCCACGUACGCUGCGCUAAAGGGCAUGACGGCAGCCAGCGCCACAGAUGGUACUCCAGUGAGCCCUGCGGUCUACGGUGCCCUCGCCAGCCAGGUGUACGGCUCUGUAGCGGAUCAGGUAUACGACUCUAUAGCCAACCAGGCCGCCAGCUAUCAGAAUUCAGCCACAUCGGACGCAGAAGGCUACAGUAACCAGUACGACCCCACAGCUGGAGAGGCACCGUCAGCCCAGGCUGCUGUCAACCCGGCCUAUGGUGGAGCCUCGGCCCUCUACAACGCCAGCUCAGCCUAUGGCUCCAUGGGGGGUGCAGAACCCACUGCCCAGGCCAUCUUUGAGGCAGCACGGGCCCGCUUCUUCCAGCAGGGCCAGCAGGUUCUAGCGGAGCAGCAGAUGGGGACUAAGUCAGGGGACAGGGACCGCAGCCCAGUACGCCGCUCCACCCCACUGCUGCCUGACCCUGUGCCCCAGCCCUUCCCCCAGCCACGCCCCAAACGCCGCGCCCUCCUCCCAACGCCACCCGGCCGACCAGAGGACCCUGCUGCUGAUAGAGACCCCAUUGCCAGAUGCUAUGCAGAGUACUAUCAGCAGGUCCAGCAGUACCAACAGUACCAGCAGUACCAACAACAGUACCAGCAGUACCAAUAUGGCUACCCUCCUCCAGCCCCGACCCAGAUGCCCCCCACAAUGUCCAACUACCAGAUGCCCAUGCAGGCCCCGCCCCCGACGGAGGCCCACAACCUGGAAGCGCCUGCUACCUACGCCCCAGCUAGAGCGUAUGAUCCGCCUCCAUCACACAAGGAGCCCCUCCUCCGCCGCCCUGACUACUCCCACAUGCCAGAGCACCGAUAACCCUUUACAUUGCAGUGUGAAUGUGUGUGUGUGUGAAUGUGUGGGUUUUGAGUGAUGUAGUUGUGGUCCAAAUGUGCAUCACUGCAAGUUUGCCCAUUUAUAAUUCCCCUGUUUUGCAUCUUCUCUUUUCUAAACACAAUUCUGACUACCGGUAGUUGAUUUUUCACUUUAUAGUAUGCCUGGUUUUGCUUUGAUAGUAACGCUGCCCCAUAAUGCAGUAAUCUAUAUUGUGAAGUCGUUAUGGUUUUAAGGAAGUGUAUGGUUGUGAUGCGUACUGGGGGCUCUGUAAUGACAGCUCUUCCUUACACAUCCCCGUCCCAUAAUCUGUCAAAUAUGCGAGAAUAUGAAUCCAUACCAGAGGAGUGCCUUGUUGAAAUAUAUUGUGUAAAAUAAAUGUGUAUAUUUUUGAGCGAUGAAGGAAGCACCCAAAUCGAUCCAUACAUUUUUUAAAUCAGAGCCUUGCCUCUGUCCUCAAGGUGACUUUAGCUCAUCCAAAUUAGCCAUUAGUUAACAUACACUACAUGUCCAAAAGUAUAUGGACAGCCCUUCAAAUUAGUAGAGUCAGCUAUUUUAGCCACACCCGUUGUGGACAGGUGUAUAAAAUAGCUCACACAAUGGCUCAGUCGCGAAGUGGUAGUCAACGCAAGCUCACAGUAUAGGACCGCCGAGUGCUGAAGCGCGUAAAAAUCAUCUGUCCUCGGUUGCUACACCCACUACCGAGUUCCAAACUGCCUCAGGAAGCAACGUCAGCACAAUAACUGUUUCUUCAGGAGCUUCAUGAAAUGGGUUUCCAUGGCCGAGCAGCCGCACGCAAACAUAAGAUCGCCAUGCGCAAUUCCAAGCGUUGGCUUGAGUGGUGUAAAGCUCACCGCCAUUGGACUCUGGAGCAGUGGAAACACGUCCAGAUGAUGAAUCAGGCUUCACCAUCUGGCAGUCCGACAGACAAAUCUGGGUUUGGCGGAUGCCGGGGGAAACGCUACUUGCUCAAAUGGUGGAGGAGGAAUAAUAGUCUGGGGCUGUUUUUCAUGGUUCCGGCUAGGUCCCUUAUUUCCAGUGACAUCUUAAAGCUACAGCAUACAAUGACAUUCUAGAUUAUUCUGUGCUUCCAACUUUGUGGCAAAAGUUUGGGGAAGGCCUUUUCUUGUUUCAGCAUGACAAAGCUCCCUGUGCACAAAGCAAGG
Messenger RNA from Oncorhynchus tshawytscha (Chinook salmon), 2883 nucleotides. Its product is annotated as RNA-binding protein 4. Gene Ontology annotation, cellular component: cytosol. The transcript has 4 exons. Gene Ontology annotation, molecular function: mRNA binding. NCBI's taxonomy places the organism in Eukaryota, Metazoa, Chordata, Actinopteri, Salmoniformes, Salmonidae. The coding region runs from base 161 to 1702 and encodes 513 amino acids. The record is from RefSeq and is a predicted model, not a curated record.